UCAAGGGUUCUUGGGUGUAAUAGGCUUAUUUCUGUUAAAAAAUAUAAGUUAUGGCCAGAAUCUUCAUGACCAAGUUGCUUACUGCAAACAAACAAAAUGUUAUCGUCGUUUCCAGACAUUGUCAGUCAAUAACAGGGGUUCAGAAAGUAGACGACGUGUUGGUAAAAUUGACUGGAGGCCGGAUUUCGGGAUGGGUCGAGGUGGUCGGUCAAGUGUCUGGACAGACGGAAGUCAGACAGUCACAGGACGCAGUACUCGUGGCUGAGCAACUGUUUGAACAGAAGCAAGAUGAAAGACAAAAACAGACUCGAAUUCUGAAAGAGUUGCAAAAUCAGCUUAAACAAGCUACUGAGGAGAGGGAAUCACAAAAUAGAAUAAGAGGGACACCAGAAUAUAUGAAAAUAGUGGAGAGAGAAAAUAACUUGUAUGGUCAGGUAGAUGAACUUCAGUCAAAUAUAAAUGUUCUUGAGGAAGACGAGAGGAAAUGUUUCAUAAAAAUGUCAUCAUCUAUUAGAUCCAGUCAGGCCAUUGAGCGUUUUCAUUCUCGACGAUCUCAGCAGUUUGGGUAUGUUUUAACCAUUGUUGGCGUUUGUUUAGGAGGAAUCAUAUCCUUUAUUGUCAAUCAACAAAAGAUGAAAGGAGUUUAUAAAACUGUGUCAUCAUUAACGGAUUUGGCAGAUGAUUAUAAAGGUGAGAUGGAAAAACUCCGUGAACAGAAUAAGCAACAACAGGAAAAAAUAAUUGAACUUAUGACCCUACAACAUGGUAAGCACAGUGACUCAGGAGUUAGUACCAAGUCAACAAAGCAAAGUGCGUCAAUGGAAAAAUGCCUUCAAGAGAUCUUACAGACUGUCAACAGUCAAGAAGUUGUGCUGACCAGAAUGGGCAAAGAUUUUGGUGAUCUGAAGACACUUCACGAAUCUGAUAUUGUCCGAGACAGCAGAGGAGAUGCAGUUCACGUCGGUCCAGAGAUGAAGAAAAUACUUACUGAAAAUCAGAAACACCUGGAAUGGAAAAUAAAAGUGACAGCAUUAGUGAGUCUGGUGUUGACUGUACCCAUCAUUUACAUUGUUAACAAAGGCAUUGGGGGCAGUUGAUGUGAAUGAAUUAUAGAGUACAAAUUGAAAGUACUGUGUAACAGAUUUAUUUCACAAAGUCCCAAUUUUGCCACUUAGUAAAACAAAUCAGGAAGUCAAAUUUCAGGUAUGUCACAGUGUAAUGUCAACUCUUUCUCAUUUCAUAAUUUGUAAUUUUGAUAUAUUCCUCCGGUGAUUUUGUUAUAUUGGUGGAAAAUCUUGAAUGGUAUGUUUUCAAACAGGAUAGUGGAGCUAGUCAAAAAACAUAGAUGAUUGUUUCUCAGUUUUCACAGAAAUAUAAUGUAGAAUUAUUCAAUGUCGUCAAAACUCUACAAGUGUAUCUCCAGUAACAUCUGAUUUACCAAAACUUUUUUGACAUCUUUUUUAAUCUAACCAGUAUCUGGUGUCCAUAUUGUUUAAUAGUCCACAGAUUUCACUCUUCUCUGUUUCCUGUUUUGUUACUUAUGUCUUUAGUUGCAUUACUAGUUCCAAGUCCAACCUUGUAAUAAAUUAUUUUUUUGAGGACAUUUAUUACUUCAAUAAUACAUAGAACGAUUUACCCGGUAUUAAGGUAUUCAUACAGAAUUAUUUUACAGUCAGGUUUUUUUUGCAUUUGUUUAUGGCCAAUGGCACAAAUGGUGCCUGCAGCACUAGACCUAAUAAAUUAUACUGGUAAUUAUAAGGUCUAUUUUCUUGCAGAUUGAUGUGUGCAUAUUGUCAUGGUGUCUUAAUUUUCUUAUACUGAAUCCCUUAUUAAGAACAUAUAACUUGUAAUGAUAAUCAAAUACAAGUUUCUGUAGUCAUGGCUACACUUUAUUAAAUUGACAACAUGGAAUAUGUCUUACAAACUGGUGAUUAAAAAAAUGAAAAAAAAAUAACCUUGGGUGGUUUCUGUUCUUAGUGCUUGACUACUUGUUGAAAUACUAAUGUAGUUCAAUUCCAGUAUCAAAAUAAGCAUUCAUAACUUUAAGAGGCAGCACUUGUGUACAUUUGUCCUGCAACUGAUGCUGCCAUUGUCCAAAUAUACCUGCCACAUAUAUUUUUUGUUGCAUUUGGCACUGACGGGAAAGAGCUGUAUUUUAGCUUGUGCCUUUACUUAACAGAAUCACAAGUUUAUUUAUGAAAAUUCAUUAAAUCCCUGGUCAGUGUCUUAAAAUACAAACUGCAUUUUGGCUUGGGACAAAAUGACAAAUGUUGGUGUCCAUUUUUUUCUUUCUCCACCUUUGCCAAAACACAGCUCAUAUUUUAAGACACUGACGAUGUAUUCUCUAUGCAUGUUUUCAGGAUGUGUUGUGGUAUUGAUUCUUAUACAACAGUAAAUUAUAUUCCAUCCAAAAUUUCAUCCGAUUAUUUUUGCCAUUUUAUUCAGUGACAUGUUUGAAUUUUGUUAAGCAAAGCUAUUUACAACAUAUCGGCGAUUUCAAGAUUUUCAUAGUGGUUUGAAUGUUAGGAAUAUAUCCUGUAUAAAAUCCUUUUUUGUAGGUUCUAUAUCAUUGCAUAUCAUCAAAAUACUUCCAAUAAUUUAAUGACUGACCAGAAGGCUUCCAUAUUACUGUUAUUGCAUUAUCAUUACAACAUUGAUGUAGAAACGCUUUUUUGAUACAGUUGCAGAAGGUAUUUUAAUUGGUACUACCUACCUGUCGGUGAAAAAAUGUUUCCAUAGAGUACAUGAAUAUGUUUUAUUAGGUAAUCGCCUCAUAGAAGCAGACAAUAUCUUAGAUAUGCAAUUUGACUUUCUCCAUCCUAAGAUGAAGAUCCAAGGGGCAUAGUUUGACACUCCUUACCCAUGGUGGUUUGUUUCUCAGGAACCUGAAAAACCUGCCAUCCUGUGCUGACAAGGUUAUAUCCCCUGUCAUGGAUUUUCGGAUUUCUCAAAUUUCUUAAAUAGAAUUAUUUGAAAUCUAAACAUGUGCAGUUUUUAGAAUGAAUUUGGAAAGAAUAUCAAUUUCUACUGCUUAAAAAUAUGCAAAAAAUUUAAGGUAGUUAGGUCAGCAAAAUCCUUAUCUUAACAAAUGAGUUUAUAUGGUCCAUAUGGCACAAGUGAUGUUACAAGUGAUAAAUGUUUUUGUAUUUAUUGAAUUUGUGACUUUUAUUUGUGUUCAUUUGCGUAAGUGUGCUGUUUCAUUACAUAAUCUAGUAGGCCCUGAAUCGACAUACUAUUGUUUUUGCAUGUUGUACAUGUUCUGGACAAUGACUGACCACUUGACCUGUGACCUGUGCUGUGUUAUUAUUUCUUCCUUUUCCAGCCUAACCUUUCUUUCUUUCCUUACUUUUGCACUGAAAAGACAUCUUGUCAAUAUUUUACCAUAUUUUAACCGUCAGGCCAUACACAUGGUAAGUCUUUGAUUUAUAUUGCAUACUAAAAGAUUAUUUACUAUUUCAAGUAAGUAAUUCAAUUAUCUUACAUUGUAUAUUUUCAAAUGAUAAAUCUGUGCUAGAUAAAUAUAUCUCUUUAAGUAAUUCUCAUCUUAUGUUUAGAUCUUGUGUAGCAUAUUUAUAACAAGAGGCCCAUGGGCCUUAACGGUCAUCUGACAAAAAGCAAGCCA
Ylistrum balloti is the source of this 3622-nucleotide messenger RNA. RefSeq lists its product as uncharacterized. The record is from RefSeq and is a predicted model, not a curated record. The transcript has 2 exons. Lineage: Eukaryota; Metazoa; Mollusca; Bivalvia; Pectinida; Pectinidae. The coding region runs from base 51 to 1097 and encodes 348 amino acids.